Messenger RNA from Penicillium riverlandense, 663 nucleotides. RefSeq lists its product as uncharacterized. The record is from RefSeq and is a predicted model, not a curated record. The transcript is spliced from 2 exons. The coding region runs from base 1 to 663 and encodes 220 amino acids. Lineage: Eukaryota; Fungi; Ascomycota; Eurotiomycetes; Eurotiales; Aspergillaceae.
AUGGCGGACUCGCAACAAAUCACGACUCUGGUCGCCUCGCUGUUCGCCGAUCAUCCAGACACGUAUGUCCAAUUCCUGAACGGCCGCUACCGAGGAAAGGAAGGAGUUCAUCGCCUUUAUAUGGAGCGGUUCGCCAAAAGAUUUGUAGCCGGUCGCAACGGCCCGAUUGAUGGAUGGCUGCUAGAUCACCUCAUGGCACAAGACAUUGUUGAUUUCGACCCAAAGGCAGGAAGAGCGAAGGCUAGAAUCCGUGCCUUCAUGAGUGCAGGAACCCACGAGUCCAUGUCCCCAAACUUUCCGGGUGGCUACCGACAGUGGUGGGAAGGAGGCCUAUACGAGAAUGAGUACAUUCUACAGGAUGGAGUGUGGAAGAUCCUUCGUCUUCGCUAUUUCCCAUUCUGGCACGGAUCUUUCGAGACAGGCUGGAAGGGAGCAAAAGAGUUUGUUCCCUUGUUCAAGGAGGCGCACCCGGCGGAUCCACUGGGCCCUGAUGAAAUAGUUGAUGACUUUGUUCUUUGGCCUGACACUCGGGUGAUACCCUUCCACUACAAGCACCCAAUUACAGGCGACGAGGUGGCCGAAGAGGAUAUGAGAGCUCCUCAGUGGCUAGAAGACGCUAAUACCGCCCCGCCUGCUCGGAUGAUCACAGACUGGGGGUUUUGA